AAUUUAUACAGAAGAAAAAAAUUGCGAGUGAUAAAAGCGACGUAAUGCGAAUAAUAAGACUAAAUCGGUGACGUUUUCACUCGUUAAAAGUGAAAUGUCGAUUCGUGUGAGUGGUGGUGUUUAUCUGGUGCCUGGGCUACAGGAGACUAACGAUAAAUGUAACAAAACCAACGAUAAUCAGCAUCAACUGACUAAAACAGUGACUAUUGUUGCUGGACCACAGAGGAGCAAUAGUUUGGAUUAUUUGAAUUUUGAGGAGAAACGACAGUUGAUCGCAUCCUCAUUAUCGUUGAGUGAUUUUCUCGCUCAUGGACCGGCGGCUGCUGCUGCAGCUGCCAAAGAGGUUGCUGCCAGUACUGUUGUCAUUGCAAAAAAACAAAAUGGCGCAGCCCUCCGAACAAAUAGCCUGGGUUCAGGGGCCCGUACACCACCUUUGGAAAGAAAAAGUAAAUUCUCAGCAUUCGGUAGAUUAUUCAAGCCCUGGAAGUGGAAACGAAAAAAGAAAUCGGAUAAAUUCGAGGCUGCUUCUAGAUCGUUGGAGAGAAAAAUUUCUGUCAGAGCGAAUCGAGAAGAGCUCGUGCAGAAGGGAAUCCUACUGCCAGACAGUCCGACCUCACCAAUACCGGAAGAGGGUCCGACGAACGAUACGUACAAUCAGAAGCCACCGACCCCCCAGCAACAUCAUCACCAAUCAUCAACGAUACCUGGCACUCAAUUUACCAAUGCACCACACAGCCAACAACACCAACAACAAAAUACCAUACUGUCCAACUCAACGACUGUCAAUUCUCACUCGUCGUGUACUGGAUCGAAUAGUAAUCAAGCAUCAACGCAUCCCUCAACCCUCUAUCCAGGUGUACCAUCAGCUAAUCAGGUGAACGGCAGCACGCAAGAGCCGAAAAAGGAAAAGACUGAACAGAGUGCGAAUGGGGCAUUAUCACCAAGUGGUGAGCUUGCAUCGAGUGAGGAUGUGGGAGGACAAUCGGGGGAUCAGAAGCCGAACAGGCCGAGGACCCUCGAGGCAUCCAGAAUGCUCACCAGGCGGCUAUUGAUGGUUCGAAUGGAAAAAGGAAUGUUGCAACCGACAGCUGAGGAGCAGCAGGCGAUUGACAGAUACAUGUCACCGAUGCCACCUCACAAUACUCUGAUGCUGUCGGAGUUGCCGGAGCCACCGAUUCCAUUAAGUGAAAUUGGUCCCAUUCCACCACCCCCGAUGUUCAGCUCACCGAGUCCGACAUUGCUGGCUAGACAGAGACAGCAGCAAAUGCCGCUGUCUGACUGUGAAGAUGAUGAUGAAGACGAAGUGGAUGUUGAUGAGGACGACGUGGACCUCUAUGAAAUCCGUUACUCCCAGCCGGACCCGAGCAUCGACACAUCGCGAGUGGAGGAGAUACCCGCGAAAGAGCCAAAGUUUCAUGCAAUGCCCCUGAAGAGUGCGCUGAAGAAGAAGGGCUCGGGCAGUGGUCCUGGCACACCCCAGAGCACUCCCACCCAGGAGAAUCGACCCCUGACACUCCGUCAGGAGCUGCACGCCUCGUUCAACAGUCGACCUGUGAGAUUCGGUCUCGCACUGCCCUGCACCCUCGAGAACAAGGAGAAUGCGCGACCCUACGUCAUCAGGGAGGACUCGGAUGGCUCGGACGAUGGUCAAGUACUCUACAGAGACGAUUACGAGGACGAAGAGAGCCGACUUCAAGCCAAGAUUGCACGCAAGGAGUCACUGUCACUGAAACUUGCACUGCGGCCAGACAGACAGGAGCUCAUAAACCGUAAUAUUCUGCAAAUACAGUCUGACAAUGAGAGACAGGAGAGCAAAGAGGCCAUUGGUGCACGGCUCAUCAGGCGGCUUAGCAUGCGACCGACUCAGGAGGAACUGGAGGAACGUAAUAUUUUGAAGAAACAAAGCCCGGCUGAGGAGAAGAAACAGAAGGAGGAGAAGAAGCGUUAUUUGCUUAGAAAAUUGAGUUUUCGGCCUACGGUUGAGGAGCUCAAGGAGAAGAAGAUUAUCAGAUUCAAUGACUACAUCGAGGUGACCCAGGCCCACGAUUACGACAGGCGAGCCGAUAAACCGUGGACCCGACUGACGCAGAAGGACAAGGCGGCCAUACGAAAGGAGCUCAACGAGUUCAAAAGCUCGGAAAUGGCAGUUCACGAAGAGAGUCGACACCUUACUAGAUACCAUAGGCCAUGACAAUCGCAAUGUGUAGAGGUGAUAAAGUGUAGUGCAGUUAUCGUGGACGCGUUAUUGUGGCGCAAUUGUGGUACAUAAGACACAAGAGAAGGAGGAAAAAAUGAGCCGAGACCCUCAGUCUCCUCGAUUCAACCCUCUCAAACCAAUUGUUACGUCCGCUGCUGCGUUCGCGAUGAUGAUUAAUGAUGUGAUAGGGUGGUGAGUCCAUUAUCGCGUUGGUUUAUCGAAUUAAAUCAAUAUUCAUGGGAUGCAUCCACCCGAAUAUGAAAAUACAUUGGCACAUUUUAUCGGUAUAUCGAUCGAUAAACAUCACGAGGAAUUAUUCGUCAGUCAGUUGACAUUUUUUAUUGACAAAAGAUAAGAGGGAAAAUUUGUUAAUCAUUCCAUUCAUUUUUUCGCCAUUUUUUUUUUGGACCUGUGAGUUGAUUUUCUCUUCUGUACGAUUUUGAAUUUAUUCGUAAUUUUGGGGAGGAAGUGUUUGAUUAGUUAUUGAGGAUUUUAAUUAUUGAUGAUUAUUUGAGGGAAUUAUCGUUGAUUUUUAUUUGAAUUUUUUUGGGUUUUGGAGUUGUCUUCCAAAAAGAAUUUGGUGAUUAAGUGGUGAGGCUGGGGAAGACGUCAAGAGAUUUUUUUUUGUUUGAGUUGAGGGCCUAAUUGCCCCGCAAUAUCAUUUGACCUUCGACUCCAAAGACAAAACUAAAAAAAUUCCUAAAUUGUCGAUUUCACAUUCUUCUUCUUUCUUAUUUUUGCAAUUAUCUCGAAAAUCAUCGCUCUUAACGAAAAAUGUCAAAAAGCAUUUUGUGACAUUACCCCCUAAACCCCACAUUACCGAGAUAACUUACCCAUUAACAAAACAAAAAAAAAAAUCUCACGCUUCACCACUUCAGAAUUGAAUGAACAGUUUUAUUAACUGAAAAUUCAUUGAAAUUAAUUAUUAAAAUACAAAAAGCAAUGUUUUAAUUAAUUUUAUAAUUAUUUAAACAAAUUACCAACCAUUCAAGACCACGAGAAAUCAAUUAAUCUCAACAGUUUUCACAAAAAAAGAAAACAAUGAAAAAUUCUCAUUUUUUCAGUUUUCAAAUCAAUUGAAACUAAAAUUAAUUAUUCUUUAAUUAUGCAAUGCGAUGAAAUGUGGUCGGCACGCAACGAUGAAUAAACAAUGCAUAUUGUGCAAUGAAAUGUACAGAAACAGAGUAAAAUAUCGCACGAUUAUAAAUUUUAAUUGAAAAAAAAGUUGUUACGUUAUUGAUUUUGGUUAAUCAAUCAACCAAUUGAUUAAGAAGUAAAUUCCUCAAGCAAAUCAGUGAUGAAUCAUUGAAUUGAUCGUCACGUCGAUAACAACUACUAUAAUUUUUCUAAACAAAAAAAAAAAUACUCAAUUAAA
Diachasma alloeum is the source of this 3572-nucleotide messenger RNA. RefSeq names its product phosphatase and actin regulator 2. The transcript has 14 exons. Lineage: Eukaryota; Metazoa; Arthropoda; Insecta; Hymenoptera; Braconidae. Gene Ontology annotation, biological process: actin cytoskeleton organization. The record is from RefSeq and is a predicted model, not a curated record. The coding region runs from base 95 to 2191 and encodes 698 amino acids. Gene Ontology annotation, molecular function: actin binding.